AUGCCCAAAGAACAAGCAGGAACUGAAGACGGCCUGGCAGAGGCCUGGCAGAGCAUCACCAGGGACGAAACCCAGCGUCUGGUGAUGUCCAUGGGCUCCGGGCACUCACUGUCGGUGUUGCUCACCUACAUCUCAGGACCAACCCAGUUCCCAGAGUACAUGGCGGUCCUGAUGCUGGACGACAUCCAGGUGGGGUACUAUGACUCAGAGACCACCAGAGUGAUGAAGGUCGGUGCUGGAGGUGAGAAAGGGGAGGAGCUUGACGUGGACCAGUUAGCCUUGGAUGGGCUGUGGAACAAUAUGAAGGGGAUGAGGAUCAGGUUGGACAUAGCCAGAAAACAGCUGAACCUGACCUCUCCAGGCAUCUACGUUUACCAGAGGAUGGUGGUUUGUGGGGACCAGGAAGACGAUCAGCAUCAUUUCCUCAUGGUCAGGGAUGGUGUGAAUGGUCAUGAUGCCGAAAGCAUAGUGUGUAACACGACCCACUUCCUGUACGGCGGUGGUGAUGGUUGGGAGUUCCAGUUGGACACCAUGGAGCAGAUUUACUUUCAGAUGCGCUUCUCAAACAUCUACCUGCCCUUCUGUGCCCGGACUCUGAAACACCUGCUGGAGAUCAACAAGCACCUGGUGAUGCGUUGUGUUCGACCUCGACUACGUCUCCUAUCACAGCCGGGGGGGGGCGGGGCCCAGAUCACCUGUCUGGCCACAGACUUCUACCCUCGCCACAUCAACCUGACGCUGCUGCGGGACGGUGAACCCGUGGACGAGGAGGAAAUGACCGUUGGCUCGGUGCUGCCCAACGGCAACGGUCUCUACCAGCUGAGGAAGACGCUGAUGGUGGAUGAAGAGGAGCUGCAGAGGAAGCACAAGUACACCUGUGCAGCGUCUCCCCUGAGUCUGGACAACCGGCUGGACGUGAGCUGGAGGGCGGAGUCUUUCCGCUCAUUCAGAGUCCACGUCAUCUCUGCUCCCGUCGUCCUGAUGGCUGUCGUCAUCCUGCUGCUCGUGCUGAUGAUGAAGAUGAGGAAGAGGUCAGGGUCAGAGGGCAUCUCCAUGGAAACACAGGAGAGUCCCGGAACAGACACCUGA
Messenger RNA from Cololabis saira (Pacific saury), 1089 nucleotides. RefSeq names its product hereditary hemochromatosis protein homolog. The record is from RefSeq and is a predicted model, not a curated record. The coding region runs from base 1 to 1089 and encodes 362 amino acids. NCBI's taxonomy places the organism in Eukaryota, Metazoa, Chordata, Actinopteri, Beloniformes, Belonidae. Gene Ontology annotation, cellular component: external side of plasma membrane. Gene Ontology annotation, biological process: immune response. The transcript is spliced from 2 exons.